GCAACUAAAAGUAGACACAAACACGGACAAAUAGACCCCGAAACACAUUUCUCCUUUUCGCGAUCCCAAAAAAUUGAAAAUAAUAAUGAAUAAAAAAACAGAGAGAUAGAGAGAUUGUUACACGACACCGGACAGACACAGCUUCACGUUGGCGUGAGAAAAUAAAAAAAUAUAUUUAUUUUUUGUUUUUGUAGAGAGAGAAAGAGAGAGGAGAUGAAGAUCACGGCACUUUUGGUAUUGAAGUGCAUACCGGAGGGAUCGGAUCCGGUGAUAGUAGCAAACGCAGCAGAUGUCAGCCAUUUCGGUUACUUUCAGAGGUCAAGCGUGAAAGAAUUCAUCGUUUUCGUCGGCCGUACCGUCGCGAAACGCACUCCUCCUGACCAACGCCAGUCUGUUCAACACGAAGAGUAUAAGGUGCAUGCUUAUAACAGAAAUGGACUCUGUGCAUUGGGAUUUAUGGACGAUCAUUAUCCCGUUCGCAGUUCGUUUUCCCUUCUCACUCAGGUUUUAGAUGAGUAUCAGAAGAAUUUUGGUGAUUCAUGGAGGACUGCACAGGCAGAUAGCACUCAACCUUGGCCAUAUUUGAAUGAAGCUUUGGCCAAGUUCCAAGAUCCUGCAGAGGCAGACAAGUUAUUGAAAAUUCAGAGGGAGUUGGAUGAGACAAAAAUUAUCCUGCAUAAAACUAUUGACAGCGUGCUUGCUCGAGGCGAGAAACUAGACAGUCUAGUUGAAAAGAGUUCAGAUCUGAGUGCUGCAUCACAGAUGUUUUACAAGCAGGCGAAAAAAACCAAUCAAUGUUGUACCAUACUGUAACUUGUCGAAGCAAGCUGCAAAAUAUAAUCAGUUGCACUUGUUAUAAUGUUGAAGGUGGCAGACGACAAAGUGAUUGUAAUAUGUUUAUAUCAUUUAUCAAUUGUUUUGUGUGAUACUAUGGAAUAUCUGCUUCUGGAUAUUUUGUCUCUUGGAUGAAAAAGAAAGGAAACUAGAACAUUGACACUAGAGUUUCUCUUUAUAGUUUUGUUCUCAUCUUGUCGGGUAGCAUAGUUCACUUUCAUGGGUGCUGUAUGUAUGCAGUUCUCUUUCUUUCAAGCUUAUUUCUUCAAGUAAUAUAUGUUUCUUUGUUUGUUC
Molecule: messenger RNA, 1128 nt
Organism: Ricinus communis (castor bean)
Lineage: Eukaryota; Viridiplantae; Streptophyta; Magnoliopsida; Malpighiales; Euphorbiaceae
Product: VAMP-like protein YKT61
Exons: 6
Coding region: 214-813 (199 amino acids)
Biological process (GO): endoplasmic reticulum to Golgi vesicle-mediated transport
Cellular component (GO): membrane; Golgi apparatus
Molecular function (GO): SNAP receptor activity
Source: RefSeq, a predicted model, not a curated record